UGUGCGUGACCUAUAGUUGUUUUUUGGUGUUAAAAUUAUCUUCACCGAGAAUUUCCAUUGAAAAAUCAGGGAAAAAAGCAAAAAUAAUUUCAUUUUUUGAUUUUAAUUAAUUUUCAAAAAUAAAAAAUUUCAUUAUGAAAUCUAAUAAUCAGCAACAAUCGACAACAGCAACAACAACAACAACGGAUGUUGCAAUUAGCCAUAGUUCAGCAAUAGCUGAAGCAACUAAAGCUGAAUUUCAGUUUCGAAAACCAACCACCGAAUUUGAUGAUCUAAAUUUUAAACAACGACAUCGUCGUCGUAUGAGUUUACCAGUGACAAAUCGUCAAUCAUUAACAACAGCAACAACAACAAUUAUGGAACAAGAAUCGAUUGUUGAAAAAAUGGAACGUUUAAUGGCAAGUCAUCAAACAGAUGUACCGAAAACAACUGCCGGUAUUGUUGCCAAAAUUGUUAGCUCAUUGGAUUCACAGGCAGCAGCAGCUGCUAAAGCAACAUCAGCAACUCAAACAACAACAACCGAUGUACAACAUCGGCAAAAAUCAUUAUCACCUGAAUCUACUGGCAAACAACAAAAACAAUCAACUACAACUAAUCGUCAUCGUCGUGAUUCACAAUCAUCAAUACCAUCAUCAUAUACAAGUGAUGAUGAUGAAGAAGAUUCUGUUGAUGAUGAUGAUGAUUCAGAUGAUGAUUAUGAAUCAAUUUCACCACGAUUACGACAACCAAAAUUACAAAAUUCUCGAAAACAAACCGAUUUUUGUGUACGUGAUAUAAGAGAUGCUGAUUUUGGUCGUCGUGAAAUUGAAUAUGCUGAACGUGGUAUGCCAGGAAUUGUUGCCCUAAGAGAAUCGGCAAAAGAUGAUCAACCAUUAAAAGGAGCUCGUGUGAUGGGUUGUACACAUAUCAAUGCGCAAACUGCUGUUUUGAUUGAAACUUUAUUAAAACUAGGUGCUACUGUACGAUGGUCAUCAUGUAAUAUUUAUUCUACACAAGAUUCUGUUGCAGCUGCAUUAGCUGAACGUGGUAUACCAGUUUUUGCUUGGUCAAGACAAAGUGAAGAUGAUUUUUGGUGGUGUAUUGAUCAAUGUCUAUUGACCGAUUCAUGGCGUCCAAAUCUGAUUCUUGAUGAUGGUGGUGAUGCAACACAUUUAAUGUUAAAAAAAUAUCCUGCAUCAAUAAAAUUAUUGAAAGGAAUUGUUGAAGAAUCAUUAACUGGUGUACAUCGUUUAUAUCAAUUAUCAAAAACAAAUAAGCUUUUAGUACCAGCUAUUAAUGUUAAUGAUUCGGUAACUAAAACAAAAUUUGAUAAUCUUUAUUCACCCAGAGAAUCAAUAAUUGAAGUAUUAAAACGUACAACUGAUACAUUAUUAGGUGGACAUAUUGCAUUGGUUUGUGGUUAUGGUGAAGUUGGUAAAGGUUGUGCAUCAGCAUUAAAAGGUGCUGGUGUUAUUGUUUUUGUCACCGAAAUUGAUCCAAUCUGUGCAAUACAAGCUUGCAUGGAUGGUUUUCGUGUUGUAACUGUUGAAGAAAUGAUUUCAACUGCUGAUAUUGUUAUUACUGCAACCGGUAAUAAAAAUAUUAUUAUCCGUAAACAUAUGGAUAAAAUGAAAGAUGGUGCCAUACUUUGUAAUAUGGGACAUUCCAAUAGUGAAAUUGAUGUUAAAAGUAUUCGAACAUCGGAUUUAAUAUGGGAAAAAAUCCGUUCACAAGUUGAUCAUAUUAUUUGGCCAAAUGGUAAACGUUUAAUAUUACUUGGACAAGGUCGUAUUGCAAAUUUAAGCUGUUCACAUAUGCCAUCAUUUGUUGCAUCAAUUACCUGUACAACACAAGUAAUGGCAUUGAUUGAAUUAUAUAAAGCACCAGCAGGUCGUUAUAAAUCGGAUGUUUAUUUGUUGCCGAAAAAAAUGGAUGAAUAUGUAGCUAGUUUGCAUUUAGCAUCAUUCAAUGCUCAUCUUACCGUAUUGACUGAAGAACAGGAAAAAUAUAUGGGCAUUUCUAAAUCUGGGCCAUUCAAACCGAAUUAUUAUCGAUAUUGAAAAUUUGAAGAUUACGGACAACAAGGAUUGAUUUGAAGUGAUGUGAAGCUGCCUUUUUUGUUUCUUGUUUUUUUUUCGAUUAAAAUUCGCCCAUCGCCUCGUUCA
Molecule: messenger RNA, 2144 nt
Organism: Dermatophagoides pteronyssinus (European house dust mite)
Lineage: Eukaryota; Metazoa; Arthropoda; Arachnida; Sarcoptiformes; Pyroglyphidae
Product: S-adenosylhomocysteine hydrolase-like protein 1
Biological process (GO): L-methionine cycle
Cellular component (GO): cytosol
Source: RefSeq, a predicted model, not a curated record